GUUCCUUACAAUCUACCUCCUUGGAAAUGCUUAAAAGAUCCAUUUUUUUUCCUAUCAAUGAUUAUUCCUGGUCCCAAAGCACCUGGAAAUGACAUUGACAUAUUCUUUAGACCACUAGUUGAUGAGUUAAAAGAGUUAUUUGCCACUGGUGUGGAGACAUAUGAUGCCUUCAGGGAGGAGAAGUUCAUGUUACGUGCAGCACUUUUGUGGACAAUAAACGAUUUUCCAGCAUAUGGCUAUUUGUCGGGAUGGAGUACAAAAGGGUACAAGGCAUGUCCUGUGUGCUUAGAUGAGACGACUAGUCUAUAUCUUAAUAAUGGUCACAAAUGUUGUUACAUGGGCCAUCGCCGUUUUCUACCUAUUGAUCAUAAAUAGCGUCGAGAAAAAAAGCAAUUUAAUGGAGAAAGAGAACAUAGACAGCCUCCUAGGACCCUAUCAGGUGAGGAAGUCCUCCAACAACUUCUUCGUAUUGAGCAAGUUGAGUUUGGCAAGGCACCUGAUUUGCUGCAACAGAAGAAAAGAAAACGCGUGCAGAACAGUUCAAAUUGGAAGAAGAUGAGCAUAUUCUUUGAACUUCCAUAUUGGAGUACCAAUAAAAUUAGACAUAAUUUGGAUAUUAUGCACAUUGUCAAGAAUGUAUGUGAAUCUUUGGUAGGUACAUUAAUGAAUAUCCCUUCGAGAACUAAGGACACAUUGCAGGCUAGGGAGGAUUUAAAAGAAAUGGGAUUAAGGGAAGAGUUGCAUCUACAACCGGGAGGUGGCACAUCUAAAGUUAUGCCACCUGCAUGUUACACUUUAUCACGCCUAGAGAAAAAGAAUUUCUGCCAGUUUUUGAGCACUAUCAAGUUCCCGGAUGGCUUUGCUUCAAACAUUCCUCGGUGUGUGAAGACCAAGGAGUGUCAACUUUUAGGAAUGAAGAGUCAUGACUACUAUGUGUUCAUACAACGACUUCUUCCACUAGCAACUAGAGGAAUGCUGUCAAAAGAUGUAUCUCAGAUUUUAGUAGAGAUCAACAAUUUUUUUCGAAAAAUUUGUUCUGAGAUAGAAUUGACAAUUGUAGGCCUUAAGUGAGCAAAAUAAGCUGAACAGAUCAAAGCAGCAAACUGCCCAUACAGCUGGAACAAAAUCAUUUUUACGUCAUAAGGAUGACCGGGUCAGUAAACGUGUAAAGUAGUUCAUUUAUGAUGUGUGGUUGGGUUAUUUAACCUGUUUUGCUAAUAGGAAGCUAAGGAGGGAAGGACAGUUGGACCAAUUGAACUUGAUGACAUGACACAUUUUUGUCGAAAGAAGAAUGCUAUGGUUGAUGAGACAUCAGCUGAAAAACUGAGCAAAAUGAAGGACUUACAGCUACAAGCUCAAUCUAGUGGUGUAAAUCGAACCGAAGAAGACAUCUGUAUUGAGGUGACUGGGCGUAUAACUGGAUAUGUACGUGGUCGUGGCCCCUCCAAGGCUAGUUUAAUUACACAAAAACUUGCAGAGAUAGAAGAAUUCAAGAAAAGGGCAGAACAAGCUGAGAAACGAUCAGUUGAAUUGGAAGUUCAAGUCCAAUCUCAACAGCAGCUGAUGCAAAGGCUUGAGAAUCAACAAGCUGAAAUGCAAAACCAGCAGCUUGAAAUGCAGGAACUCCUUAAGGCUUUACGAGCAGAAUUGCAGUCCAAGAACCAAGGCAAUGGAAAUGCAUUUGGUAGUAAUAGCUGAUAAAUGCUAUUCAUACUAGCUUUUGGAAGAUAUCUAUGGUUAUGGUUGAAGAACGUUGAAGACAAAAUUGCCUUUUGCUCAUGGAGUGGUUCAUUUAGAUGUU
Coffea arabica (coffee) is the source of this 1801-nucleotide messenger RNA. The record is from RefSeq and is a predicted model, not a curated record. Lineage: Eukaryota; Viridiplantae; Streptophyta; Magnoliopsida; Gentianales; Rubiaceae.